Messenger RNA from Sphaeramia orbicularis (orbiculate cardinalfish), 4881 nucleotides. RefSeq lists its product as uncharacterized. The transcript has 10 exons. Gene Ontology annotation, cellular component: external side of plasma membrane. The coding region runs from base 417 to 2093 and encodes 558 amino acids. Lineage: Eukaryota; Metazoa; Chordata; Actinopteri; Kurtiformes; Apogonidae. Gene Ontology annotation, biological process: positive regulation of T cell proliferation; immune response; cell surface receptor signaling pathway. The record is from RefSeq and is a predicted model, not a curated record.
AUUCCCAUCUCGCAGACAGUGUCCACUUAGAGGACCUGCCAGUGUGCAGUUUCAUACCACUGGCAGAGCACAGAGUGGAUGCUCUUUAACAUAGAGGAUCUUCGGUCACACCAAACUGCAGAGUGACCGCCUGCUGCUUGUGGACCCGAGCCAGGAUGACGAUGUUUGCCGAAGUUUCCCGAACAGCUCCGAUCUGAACUGGUCCACAAACCCGACAUCAACCGAAACUCUCCUGCUACUCCCGAUCUGGCCCCAUUGAAGUCUGUUGUUGUCGGGUUGGGGGUGGUGAGGGGGUGGACGAGAUAAAUGAAAUAAAGAAAAAAAAAAGGCGACUUACAGCAAACCAUCACUCCUGAGCCCCUCCCAGCCCAGUGAUUUUCGGAUUCAAGGCUUGACGAAGAUUCAGACUAUUCAAGAUGAAAGUAACCGGUGCUGCAGUGCUUAGCGUCCUGUUCUGCGCGGUUGUGUCAGCAUCUUCAAAAGUCAAAGAAGAACACAGGACAGCAUUCUUUGGUGAGGACAUCCACAUCGAUGUCCCGUCGGGAAAUCUUGGAGAAGUGGUGUUCAAACCCAGGACCAAUCGCACCGCUGAGGUGGUUCUGCUGAAGGCCGGUCAGUUGGUGAAAUCACAGGCCGGGCCACAGACCCGCAUCAACUCCUUAGGUCACCUGGUGUUAGAAGAUGUUCAGGAGAAGGAUGAGGGGGUGUACGUCAUCAAGAACUCCAUCAGCACCAGUGCAGUCAAACACCUCAUCCUGAUUGUCAGGGAUUGUGCUCUGGAACAAGUGGUAAAGUAUGGAGAUACAUACUACAUCCAUCUGAACCAUGUGGCAGGCCCGAUCACCCUGGAGUUCAGGCCCAGUCUUGUACCGACCAAUCAGACUGAGAUACAGCACGCUACCGAGCCUCCGCCCAUCGUUCUUUACAACCAAACCAUGGUGUUGGUGGAGGAAUACGUGGGACGUCUCACUGUGUCGGAAAAACGGGUGACGCUUCACUCAGUCCGGAUGUCGGACGAGGGAAGCUUCACCGUUCUGGAUCGUGACGGCAAUGAGAGGAGGAAGAACUGUCUGAAUGUCAGAGAACACCAGAACUUUAUGCACUUGGCCUAUGGAGCAAACCUGAAGAUGAAACUCUACAUGGACCAUUCCGUUCUCAACAUCGUCUACAGGCCCAAGUCAGAUAACAGGGACCGGGUCAUCCUGGACCAGGGGGUUCUGGUGACGCCGCUGGACCCUCUGCUGGAGGGCAGGGUGACCGUGGAGGGCUCAGAGCUGACCAUGAAGAAGGUCCACAUGGCUGAUACAGGUGUCUUCAAAGUGACCGACCUGGCUGGCUUCCCUGUGGCUCAUGUCUACAUAGAGGUAGAUGCCUAUAAGCUGCCUCCUCUGACUGCAGCCAUCCUCUCCCUGCUGGGUCUGCUCGCCUUCAUGUUGCUGGUGUGCCUGCUGUCCUGUCUCUAUAAAGUACAUAAGAGGAAUGAGAAGAACAAGAAACUAACACUCCUCGCUCAGCAGGCUGGCAAGGGAGACGGCGAGGCUUUCAGACAGGUGGUUCAUGAAGCCUACACAAGGUUCACUGAGGACUCUCUGAUGCAGUCUGUGUGUGAUCAGCCCUCAGAGAGCACAGAGGUUACCAUCAAGGGUCUUGAGGUGUCCAAACCAGGCCGCUACCAGGCUCUGACCUCAGACAAUAACUUUUUGGAGAUGAGCGACUCUGGGGUGGAGUUUACCAGCUCUGGUAUCCCUUUAGACAGCGACACUGACGGUGGAAUGACCUACGCGUCCCACAAACCCCUCCUCAACGCCGUGUCCCCUACAGCCGUGACAGAGGUCCAAGCCGACAGCCCGGAGGUCACCGCGGCCCCUGACGGCGACCUCAGCGCCAGCCGAACCCCCGACUCCGCCAUGAGUGCCAGCCCCGCCUCCAAUCCGCGCUCAUUUGUGGCCGCCACUCCCGACGGCAGCCUGCACGGUGCGCCAUCUCCGGGAAUGGCGUCCAGGGGCACCGCGGGGUCAGAUACAGCGAAGACAGAAGGAGGGGCUGAGAACGGCAAGGCUGGGAAGACGGAGGAAUCCGCUCCCAGUACCUGAGAGGAUACAUGGAGUCGUUUAUUUGUUUUAAACUCAUGUCUCCUUAUACAGUAAUGAUAUCCACAACCAUCUGGCUCUGUGUUUCCAGGAACCCUAUCAUGUCCCAACACCACAACUCCUUGAUCACUGCAUCACUCAAACGGCAUCCCAACCUAAAACAUUCAUGCUUCGCUCCAGAUGUCAGCGUAUCCUAGUCGAACGUAACUAUAAGGCAGUCACACAAAACGCACAAUACAAAAUGUAAUGCACUAUGCACUGAAAAAUCACAUGCAAAAGAGUAACCUCAAGCUCAAUGAAAAGAAAGUUAUUCACGUGCAUACGGAGAAUGCAUGCAUUUAAAUGAAACCAAGUAGAUAUCGUAGUUCCGAUCUGCAGAAAAAAUGCUAGACUGAAUGCAUGCAAGCUUCAACGGGCCAAAGAAGCACAGGCUCAAUUUAUGAUGACGUGAAAAGGGUAGAAACACUUCCGCACUUAUAAGAGAACACUUUAAUUGGAUCAGUUGAUUCAGUUCCUGUCAUUAAAUAUUACACAGGAGUCCAACGGUUUGUCAGUGCGCUCCAAGGAAUCAGACAUUAUAUUUACGACCAAGGCCGCUCACAACAAAAACAAAGAACUUCUCCCCUUCAGGUGAAUCUCAACGUGAUGCCUCCGACAGCACUUUUAUCUGCAUUUCAAGGCAUCAGACAGACACACUCAUUGCAUUUCGUCCUACCACACAGCCACUACCAGACUCUUUUAAUUAACAGUACAAGCAUGUCAGACAGAAGUGCUAUCUCAGCGUUCAUUCAUUCGCCGCUAUCCACGAUAGAAACCUUGUUCGCGUCUUAUUUUUGAAGAAACUGCACAUUGAAACAAGCUCUGUAGAUUGAGUGUCAUCCCUGUUGUUGUUUUCCUUUCUCUCGCGCCUUUGCUGUCAAAUCCUCUCCGCAUUUAAAAGGCAUCACCUGAAAACAAAAAAAAAAAGUUUCCAAACGUCCACUUCAUCUCACUCACGUCAUGACGAAUGCCAGUAAAAAGCAUGCCCAAGAACAACAGCCAACAGUGGAAACUAUCCUUAUUUAUUUUAGUUUCUGUCACCAGUGGAGUCAUCACAAGGCCUGUCAGAGCAAAAUAAAAUCCAGACAAUAUUUUGCAACACUUCUGGGACUUUUGGAACACUUCCCGAGAACGUAAUUGGAUUCCUGGUCUUUUUUGCAGAUGGACCGAUUCACAGACACCGGGAGUGAGGAGCGGUGAUAAAAGAGACGACAGAGAUGGAACAGGGUGCUAUUCGGGGAACAGAUAAAUGACUUGCAUGAUUUAAGGCCUCCUCUUUUCAUCUCGGCCUCCAUCCAUCUGACAGAGCUCUGAUUAUUGUAGCCCAGUUGUUUGCCAAAAUGAAGUGAGUGGAAAGACGCAUUUGGAUCAAUCUGCGAUAACGAUGCAGCCUACAGCCCCAGCGGAAUGAGACUGAAUAACAGUGAUUAUGAGGUGUGUGUGUGAGUGUGUGUGUGUGUGUGUGGGGAGUUUAUACAAAGCUGCCAACAAUAUUAAUAAUCAGUCAGAGCUCUGCAUGGAGACAUGAUUUUAUAGAGGAAAAUAGGAAAAAUAGGAAAUGGAAAAAAAGAGGGAUACUGUCAGGGUUAGUGAUUUGAUCAAUGUCGGUAAUUCAACAACGGAUGAAUCAAAACACACCGUACAUUCAUGCUUUUACUGCAAAUCUAAAUGCAAAAAUCUCUCAAUAUUAAAGAAACUGGUGAAUAGGGCAUCUAUGUUCAUCCUUUUCAGUUAAAAGCUUAAAUAGGAGCUGAGGUAAAUCAGGAAAAGGAUUGAACAUUACUAUACGAAAGUAAUUAAAAUAGUUCUUAGAUUUUUAACAGGGUAACCGGUUAAAUUAACCUACACCCAAUAUUUACAGACAUUUGGGUCAAAUAUGUUAAACUAUUCUGCAAUUAUGUUUCGACUUAAAGGAAAUCAGAUCAUAAUAUUCCUGCAAAGAGCUCUUAAGCAUGUGUUGUUUGCAAAAGGAGCAUGGUAUAAUGCAGUAUGGUGUAGUAUGUUGUCCUAUUAUUACUAAACAGCAUCCUUGGUGAAGAUUUGUUUUUUAAGAGACCUACAAAAAAAGUUAAAGUAUAUUUACCCGAAGGCUGGUGAUCAUCAUUUGCAGUGAAAAAAAGGAAAGAAAAUAAUAGAAGAGCCACACCAGACCACAGAGGAGUGGAAACAGUGGCAUCGGUUCAAACAAAUUAAAAAAGAAGCAUGAAGAGUGUCAAUUAGAUUAAGCUCCCACAGUCCUAACAACUGUUUUUGGCUAAUUAGUUUCCUUUCCUCUCUGUGGAACAAGGCUGUGGGCUAAUUCAGGUCACAGGAAGCUGAUUUACACCAACGUUUCACAAAAUCGGAGCAAGUCGACACAAAUUGCUGAAAGAAUUCCAAUCCUGCAGAGAACCCCAUUCAGAGAGAAACACAUCUGCACCUCUAGGGGAUCAAAUCUGUACAAGUGGCAACAUACAUGACACGCUCCACCAACCGAGAAACAUGAAACCACAUUAGUAGUCAUUAAAAGUCUGAAGUCCCAUUUACCCAUCGCUGUUAUAGACAGUUGUUAGCAGUACGGCUACCUCUCACUGUAACUGAACUGAUGUCAACAGAGAAAAUCUACUUUACCCAAAGCGGUCAGACAGAGUGAUUUUUUUGUGAAAAGCACAACAUCAAUUUUGAAUUUUGAAACAAGGAAAUGAUUCACAUUUGUACUCAAAUGUGGUAAAAAUGAGUAGCAGCUAUUGUAAAUAUAGUAAUCUGCAAAAAA